Messenger RNA from Poecile atricapillus (Black-capped chickadee), 3409 nucleotides. It is a transcript of the gene EIPR1, whose product is annotated as EARP complex and GARP complex interacting protein 1. The coding region runs from base 93 to 1256 and encodes 387 amino acids. Gene Ontology annotation, biological process: protein ubiquitination. The record is from RefSeq and is a predicted model, not a curated record. Gene Ontology annotation, molecular function: protein binding. The transcript is spliced from 9 exons. Lineage: Eukaryota; Metazoa; Chordata; Aves; Passeriformes; Paridae.
UCCCGGAAGCGGCGGACGACGGGCCGCGCAGAGGGUCAGAAAGCAUCGGAAGCGACGAAGGGGGGGGUGCCUGCCUGGGCUGGAGGGUCGCGAUGGAGGACGACGCACCGGUGAUUUACGGGCUGGAGUUCCAGGCACGAGCUUUAACACCUCAGACAGCAGAAACAGAUGCAAUAAGAUUUUUGGUUGGAACACAGUCUCUUAGAUAUGAUAAUCAGAUUCACAUUAUAGAUUUUGAUGAUGAAAAUAACAUUAUAAACAAAAAUGUUCUCCUUCAUCAAGUGGGUGAAAUUUGGCACAUUAGUACAAGUCCUGCAGAUAAAGGUGUACUAGCAACCUGCUACAAUAAAACUUCAGACACUAAAGUCAUGACAUGUGCUGCUGUUUGGAGGAUGCCGAAGGAAUUGGAAUCAGGCAGUCAUGAAUCCCCUGAUGAUUCAUCAAGCAACACUCAAACCCUGGAGCUACUCUGUCACCUUGACAACACAGCCCAUGGCAAUAUGGCCUGUGUUAUGUGGGAACCGAUGGGAGAUGGUAAAAAGAUUAUUUCACUGGCUGAUAAUAACAUAUUACUGUGGGAUUUGCAGGAAAGUUCAGCCAAAGCUGUGCUCUCUAGUUCCGCAGCCUUGGAAGGGAAAGGACAAUUAAAAUUUACCUCAGGAAGAUGGAGUCCACACCACAAUUGUACCCAGAUUGCCACAGCCAACGAUACCAAUGUCCGAGGGUGGGAUACACGGAGCAUGAGGCAGAUAUAUUGUAUAGAAAAUGCACAUGGACAGCUGGUACGAGACCUGGACUUUAAUCCCAACAAACAGUACUACCUGGCUAGCUGUGGAGAUGACUGCAAGGUGAAAUUCUGGGACACGAGAAAUGUCACUGAACCAGUGAAGACACUAGAGGAGCAUUCCCACUGGGUCUGGAAUGUCAGAUACAAUCAUUCUCAUGAUCAGCUGAUCCUUACAGGAAGCAGUGAUAGCAGAGUUAUUCUGUCUAAUAUGGUAUCAAUUUCUUCUGAACCAUUUGGCCAUAUGGUAGAUGAUGAUGAACUCAGUGACCAAGAGGACCAACAUCAAGAAGAGAAGAUUAAAGAGCCCCUUCAGGACAGUGUAAUAGCUACCUAUGAAGAACAUGAAGAUAGCGUAUAUGCAGUUGAAUGGUCCUCAGCAGACCCGUGGCUAUUUGCCUCUUUAAGUUAUGAUGGGAGACUGGUUAUUAACAGGGUUCCAAGAGCCCUUAAAUAUCAUAUACUGUUAUAAUUUGUUUGGAUUAUGCUGCAGUUGUUAACUUGAUGUACACAGCUGGUAGGUAUUGUUAAAGGUUUUUUUCAGGAUCUUUUUUUUUUAAGUAAAAAAGUUAAAAUUUUGUUAGGAAUAUCUGUACUGAUGUAGACUUGUAAUUUUGUCUUUUGUAUUUGCCUUGAGAAACGAUGAUGCAUUUUCUGAAAGCUGUUCUACCUGGAUGACUUUUUUAUUUUUGAGGGGCUAAUCAUUUUGUGAACUCUAAAGUUUCUGGAGAUAGUGGGUGCAUUCCAUACUAUUGCUUUAUUACAUCAUUUGCUUUAUGCAAAUAUAAUGAAUUACAGAAAUUAUAUUAUGCUGAUAUAAAACUGGGACAAUGUAGGGUUCAUGUAGCAGAAGUAAUCUACUUGUUUUCAAGAAUAAUAUUUUAUAUUUCUUGUAUAAGCAGCCUUCUGCUUUUAGCUAGGACCAUGUUCUGCUAACUGUUCUGGCUGUAAAUACAGUUGGGAGUGUUCUUAAGAGGCUUUCUUAAUACUGUCUAAUAUUUUAAACACUUCUUCUCCCAUUUUUGCAUGUCUUUAAGAAGGAAUGUUUUUUGUGAAUGUGAAACCUUCAAAAUAAUUUUUUUCAUUUGAGCCUUAUGGUAGUAUCAACAAAGUAACAUCCUGCAAUUUAUGAGUUAAGCGCAGUUCUCAGCUAUGGAUUGUUACUGGAAACAAUAUUAGUCUUUACCAAAAUCUCUGAUGUACUCACAUAAUGUGUUAUCCCAUAUUUAUAGGUUAAGUUGAGCUGUGAGGGACUCUGGAGCUAUGCUACUGUUAACCUGAAAAAUCUCUUUAAUAUUUGUCUACUUAGACUUUCUUACCCUUCUGGAUCCGUGCCAAUCUGCAGCACGCUGGCAUGAUGGAAAAAGGCUUUAAACUAAGCACAAAAUAUCCUUUGUUAUAUCCUACUUUUUGCAACAGGUGACCUAGACAUUGGUUACUAUGUUGUUACAAAUGCUGAGAACAGGCAGAUGCUGCACAGUAGGAGAAUGCGCAGGAAAUUUCAAAUGUAGGUGGAAGGCAUGAUGAAACAUUCCUGUACAUAUUGACAUCCUGUCUUGCCCUGGCAUAGCUUGCACUGAGAUGAAGAUUCGCUGCUUGCUCUUUGUGUACCCAAGCUAACUGGAUUAUUAAUUAUUCCCUGCUGCCUUAUCAACACUACUAUUUCCCUUUAACUUCAGAACUUGGGUAUGUGUGACAGUGUUGUUUGUGGUUGCAUUGUGUGAGACCACUCUGAAAAAAUGGCAAUGAACAUGGGAUGGAAAGAUCAAUACUAGCCUCUUCUAGUGAUCCCUUCUGUUGCUAUGGCAACUGUUGGUGUUAGUGGUGAGGGACAGUGUGCUGCUCACCUCUGUUUGUCCUUACCCGCUCUUGGAUCGAAACGUCCAAAUGCGAUUUGUUGUGUACACACAGCUGCUUCAGUGAGAUCACGUUUGGAGAGCAUGACUGACUGCUAUAGGCCAAAACAUCCAGAAAAGAUGACAUUUGAAUUCCAUUUCUGGCUUCCUUAAGGAAUUUACUUGGAAAAAUUCAUAGGAGUGAGUGAAGUAAUCCAAUUAAAUCGUCUGUACUAUUGCUUGCAUUUGUAUUAAUGAUGUUGCCUAUCUGCUCCAGAAUGAAUGCUUCAUUGGAAAUUCUGAUUAUCUGAUUUUCUAUGUUUAUAUUUUAAACUUGUGCUAUUUCAAAUUGUUUCAAUCUGUAAUUAGGCAUGAGCUAUUCACCUGUAUACUGUAAGAAGAACUACAUUUCCAAAUCAGUAAUGCUUCAGUUGUCUGAACGUGAAAAUCCUUGGUUGGGCUGCUGCUUUUUAUGUGGAGCUUUUCAUCAGACACAAAAUCUUAUUGGCUAUCCUGUCUGUCCCACCUGUAUACCACCCUCCCCACCCACCCCUCUGGGGAAAAAAAAAAAAAAAAAAGAAGAAAAAAAACCUCUGCAGAAUAUCUUUGGUAUGCAGCAGAACUCCUUAAAACUUUCUUCACAUUAGCAAUAAACAUCUAAUGAAACUUUGUUUGGCAGUGUAUGUGGCCGGCAGUGUGAAGGUGAUGGGGAAAUUGCCUAACCGUCAAUUUGUGUGGGAUUUGACUUGACUUUUAACGUGUAAUAAAUGCAGGAUAGAUUUCAGACUAA